AGCAAAUUGAGGUUCAGAGCGUGCGCGACAAAGUCCGAACUACAGCAGCGACAUUUACUCAUUGGACAAGUGCAAUUAGUACAUCUUGUCCUCGAUCUGCCACCAAAUUCCCAACGUUCCAGCACAGACUUACGCGACACUUUGGUUCGACAUCAUUUGAUAGAAUAGAAACAGCUCUUUCAAAGACCGUGUGGAGAUACGAAAACAUCGAGUUUCCGGGAAAACACUAGAGCGAUCAACGACGGACAUUGUGUAGACGCGUGGAUCCCAUAAAAAGCCAACCAUUGAUCCAAUUUUUGAAAACUCGCUACCACAGAGAAUAACAUGGCUGAACCUAACAGCAGCAGUAGUAGUGGCAGCAGCAACAACAGCAGCACACACGUAGUUCAAGAGUCGCUCAGACUCAUCGAAGAUCUCAAGUUCUUCUUGGCAACAGCGCCUGCAAAUUGGCAGGACAACCAAGUGAUUAGAAGAUACUACCUUAACCAUGAUGAAGGGUUCGUCUCUUGUGUGUUUUGGAAUAAUUUAUACUUUGUCACCGGGACAGACAUCGUGCGAUGUAUCGUGUACAAGUUUGAGCAUUUUGGGAGGAAGAUCGUCGAUCGGAAGAAGUUUGAAGAAGGGAUAUUUCUGGAUUUAAGAAAUCUCAAGUGUGGAACAGACGCGAUUUUGGAGCCUCCAAGGUCUGAAUUCCUCGAGUUUUUAUACAAAAACUCGUGCUUAAGGACCCAGAAGAAGCAGAAGGUGUUUUUCUGGUUCAAUGUGCCCCAUGACAAGCUUAUGGCGGACGCGUUGGAACGGGAUUUAAAGAAGGAAUCUCAAAAUCAACCACCAACCACUGUGGCACACCAGGAACCUGCAUUAUCCUUCCAUUACGAUGAUAAGAACCCAUUGUAUUCGCAAUUGGUGGAACAUAUGGAGAUACAGCAAAAGUCAAUUGGAGGUGGUGGUAAUACUACUGAAACUGUAGUGCCGUACCCUGGUGGUGUAUCAGAGAUCGAUGGAGAUGGAAGUCCCGAGGGACAAGAAGAUACAUCACCAGAAUAUGACGACAUGCAAACUGCAAAGCCUAUACAUUCCAGCAAAUCACAUGGACAUUUGGAGCAUGAAACACCACAACAAUACCGGGAAAAGGCCGAGUAUGAGGACGAUUUCCCGCUAGAUUACUUUGAAACGGCAAACGAAGAUAGAUUCCCCAAUGAAUUCGUAAGUGUAGAUGUUGGAUAUGAAGGGCAGGGCCCACACUUCGAAGAGUCAUAUGAAACAUAUAUCGAUCCUUCGAUCUUCUCAGCUCCAACGUCAAACCAAUUGGUAUACAAUGAUGAAUACCUCAUUGAACAAACCCAGCCAUUAAAGAGUGCUGUUUUAUCCAAGUAUCCACACAACACCAACAGAGCAAUUCUAUCUUCGAAGGACGAUUUCUUCCCGUCACCUCAGCCAUUAAGUGCAAAGUACCAACAACAUUUCCUCAAUCGAGGGCCGGGUCCUUUCUACGAUCCUCAACAGUAUUUUAGGGCACCUCAGAUGAUGCAGAUGGGUCCCCUGCAACAGCAACAACAACAACAGCAACAGCAACAACAACAACAACAACAACAACAACAACAACAACAACAUUCUCAACAACAACAUCAGCAACAACAUCAGCAGCAAAUGGCACAACAUAUGGGCGGAGCGGUACCGUUUUAUCAAGAACCAAUGAUGGGACAACCCGAGAUAGAACAUUGGCCAUACCAAGCUCAAGAGCAACAUAUGAUGGGCAACCCGGGUUACAUUGUAAUGGACGGAGCAAUGCAAGAUUACAAUCCCAUGUAUCAACCUUCAUUGAUGAGCGUUCCAGUGCACCACCCUGUCUCCAGUGGUGGUGAUUUUGGAGCAGGUAGAGGAGGACCAAGUGCACGUCAAGGGGCUAUCAGUACAAACAUGAUGAAAAAGAAACGACAGCUACAACUACACCAACAUACAUUGGGACUAGGAAGCGGAAUACUGAAGCCUGGAGCACCAGAAAGACGCCAUCCACAAGUUUAUGGAAAUCUUGACGACGUGGUAGCCAAUAAGGCAACGCGGGUAGUCAAGAAAGAGGAUGUCAGAGUAGCGGGUAACCAACAAAGAAGUGGUAAUUUCAUUCCUACACCGGAGUCGUCUAUCAGCCAUCUUGAACAGAGUUCGCAAAGUAGAACCGACUAACUUCUCUACUUGAUAUUCUAUCCUGUAUUUAUAUAUUGACAUAGGUCCUGUAUUAUCGCAUAAUUAAGAUAUAAACAACCAACGUGAUUUCACUGUA
[Candida] anglica is the source of this 2281-nucleotide messenger RNA. The record is from the annotation of a GenBank genome assembly. NCBI's taxonomy places the organism in Eukaryota, Fungi, Ascomycota, Pichiomycetes, Serinales, Debaryomycetaceae.